AUGUCUAGCGAACGCACAAAUGCUACGAUUGUGGUCGUGUGGUGUAGUGGGUGCUCGUCCACAUGCUCUGCGGCAUGCCACGAGACUCGAACCCUCAUCGCCCCGCGUCCGGACUUUGUCUACAGGGCAUUCACUUAUUUAGGUUUCGGCUUUAACGUAAAAGGUCAAGUCAGCGAGGGAGGACAGUUGCGAAGUUUGAAUGGACAACUGUACGCUCCUCUGCAACAUGUCAGCGCAGUGUUACCUGAUGGUGCUGCUGAACGUGCAAACUUACGUAGAGGAGAUAGGAUUUUGCAAGUGAAUGGUGUCAAUGUAGAAGGAGCAACCCAUCGUCAUGUAGUAGAUCUAAUAAAACAUGGUGGCGAUCGCUUAACGAUGAUAGUCAUUUCUGUUGAAGAUUCCGAAGUUGAUAAAUUUGAGUGCUGUGAAGAAAGUGUUAUAUCUUACCGGCAUGAUUAUUCUGAAAGUAGAUCUUUGCCAGUAACCAUUCCCAGUUACCAUACAGUCAACGAUGGCGUGGAAAAAUUUGUGGUAUUCAAUCUGUAUAUGGCCGGUCGCCAUCUUGGAUCUAGACGGUAUAGCGAGUUCGUAGAAUUACAUCAGCUCCUGCGCCGUGAAUUCAUAGACUACUCUUUUCCUAAGCUACCUGGAAAAUGGCCGUUUUCCUUGUCGGAACAACAACUUGAUUCUAGGCGACGAGGGCUUGAAAUGUAUCUGGAGCGAGUGUGCUCUGUAAAAGUCAUAGCUGAUUCAGACAUAAUGCAGGACUUCCUGAUGGAAUGUGAUCCCUCGUGCGAAGUUGAAGUUCGCGUGCUUCUUCCUGAUGGUGGACACGUAUGUGUAAACAUUCGAAGAAAUUCGUCCACUUCUUUGCUUUUUGCGCUUUUGGCUCGAAAAUUAAAUAUGUCGCGAGAUAUGGCUCUAUCAUGCGCCGUGUUUGAAACAAUGGAGCAGUCUUUCGAGAGGAAACUCAUGGACAACGAAUCUCCUCACCAACUGUAUAUUCAAAACUACUCCUGCGCAUCUUCUUCUUGCUUAGUAUUAAGAAAAUGGAUCUUUGAUCCUCGUCGUGAACAGCAGCUUUGUCAGAAAGAUCCACUUUUUCGGCAGUUCGUUUUUCAACAAGCAGUCGCUGACGUGAAUGAGGGGAGGUUGAAAUGUUGUCAGAAGCUAUAUCAAUUGAAGGCGAUGCAAAACGAAGGAAAUGCCGAAGAAUUUUUGGAAAUGUGUCGUAAGAUGUCAGGAUAUAAUGAGAUAGCGUUUCCACCUUGUACUUGUCCUACAAGAAAAGCUGGAGAUGUUGUUGUCGUUGUGCGAUUCUCUUCCCUUAUCCUCACAUCUGACCCUCCUAAUGAUGAGACUCAAGUGGAAAUUAGCUGGGAUGAUAUCAUUGAGUAUCAAGUGGAAGAUGGCGGCAGGUCUUUUCAGUUCGAGUAUGUAGUGCGGUAUGGAAGGAAUAUGAAUCGCGUCAAACCAAUGUGUCAAUCACACAGAUAUUUAAAAGCCUGUUUUGGAGAAGUAAAAUGUGAAAGACUUCGCAGAUCUUCAUUCGCUACAACCUGCUCAGAUGGUCCUUGUUGCAUUCUUCUCCUGCAUUAUAUAGAGUGCCUUAAAAGUUUGGAUGAUUUGUGCAAAGCAAAAGUCGUGGAUGGGAUGGACUCGAUGGAUUGCUCUGCUCCACCCAUUACUAGCGAUGUGAAGGGUCGCAUAUAUGAGUUGAAAACCAACGAGGAUGAUCACAGUACUCCAGGAAAAGUGAGUUCCAAAACGGACUCGCAGUCCACCGAAGAAGCACUUGACCCUGAAGCCGCCGAGUUUUCUACUCACGCCGAGGUGCAAGAGGAUUCUCAGAUGGUUGAUGCUCUCCACGAAGAGGGUAGAGAAGGCAUUUAUUUUCGUCGCUCUGAAUCUCCAGAUUCUUUUCGUCGUUCAAGUACUUCGAAAACACAAUUCGAGAGUCCUACAGACGAGCAGCAACAUCAUGAUACUGCGCCAACUAGUCCAAUGCAUAGAUUUGAUCUCACGUAUGAACUCGAGGAUUCUCGCGAUGAAGUCCGCAGUGAAAGCGGUGGCGUACGAUCUCGUGGGCGUGGCGCACGAGGUCGAGGAAGAGGUGGUACUCGGCCUUGUAGUGGCAGUGCCACCCCUCUCAACAACAGUCCUCUUGCCAAUCCGGAAAAGAAGCGUGCGGGACGCGGCCGCGGAAGCAAACGAGGCAGAGGCUAUGGACUGUCUCGUGUCGGGGACACUGCCGAAUCUGAAGUGGGUAGCAGCGUCCCUGUAACUUCAUCUGAUGAUGUUUAUGAGUUUAAAAGCAGUCCAGAAAGUGAAUUUACACCUGUCCAGGCUGAUUUCGGAAACCGCGACGAACGAGAGUGUUCGGCUCCACCCAGUGCGAAACGUCAACGUCUGACGGAAGGUCGUCCGGAGAGUCAUGGAGGAAGUGCUCAUUCGGGGGACAUUGAAAUGGAUGAUGUGGAGGAAGACGAAGGGAGUUCCAGGCAUGGCGCUGGUGAUAGAAAAGUGCCUCCUCUGAGAAUUUCUUUGCCUAUCACACAGUCUGAAGAAGACGUGCAUGGUGAACAUUCUGGUCAUCAGCAUUCCUCUGGACAUGCUGGAGGUGCAAGAAAGGGACCACGAGGUCGUCAUGGAAAGCGUCACAAUGAUGCUGAUGAAGCUCAGAGAAUGACCCGCAGCAAGGUGCGCCAAACAGGUCGUGUGCUCGAUGAUAGUGAUGCCUGGACUAAGAAAAAGAAAGGGCGUGUCUCUUCGUCUUUGACGGUGACUGGGGAGGAGGCAGAUGAGUCUACUGUAGAUGAUGCUUCUCCUGUUGCUGAAUGUUCGGAUGAUACAUCUCCCACAUGCCAUGCAUCCACUUCCAUUCCUGACUCUUUAACACCAGAACAAAGAAUAAUUUACGAAAAUCCGCGGACAGGCAUCUUUCGGUUGAAGAAAAUGCUAGCCACUCGAUGGCUCAAUGAUCUUCGAGAGCAAGAUAAUCGAUCUAAUAAUUUCAAUGAAAAAUAUAAGGAUAUGCUGCUACUAACGGGAAAUUAUUCUCUCUGUCGAUCGGGCGAUAAUAAGCAAAAGGAAGGCUCCGCUGCAGAUGCAAACUCUUGCAAGAAGGAGGAAAUGGAGAACGAGUUGGCAAUCAAUGGAGACGUUGAAUCGGAAGAUGAAAGUGGUCUUAUUUGCGCAGAAAUGAAGGGCCUCUGGAAAGAACACAGCGAAGAGCGCGCGAAAAUGGCGAAUCGUAUGUACAAGGAAAAAAUCAAGUUGCGAUUGUUUUGGGAGGAAGAAUUAUUACGGAAAGAACAACGCGAAACAGGGACGACUCCGCUCAUGUCAGCUGUCAGAUUCCUUCGCGAGAACGAAAUGUGCAAUGCCCAGAUCUUGGACGAGCCCAGAGAGUCACUAAAAGCCAUGGAUCAGGCUGAGUUCACGGAUCGGCGUAAUAAGUCAAUAAAUCAGAUGUUCAAUAGACAUAGAAUGGAAGCGAGCUCUCUAUUCGGAACACAGAGAGAUAUGUGGUUAUAUGAAGCUCGGCGUCGUGGUCUUGAUGUCAACCCGGACUGGGUGAAAAAAUGUGUUCCACUCGUGAAGAUAACAUCGGUGGUUCCAUUAUCUCAUGAAUCAUCGCCACUAGCACCAUCUUUGGAAAUUUCCCUUGCAGUGAUUUACGCUUCCUAUCCAAAUAUAGUGGGAGUCUAUUUUUCUAAUGAGAAUUAUAAAGAUAGAAGCCUAAAUCCGUAUGCUGUUCGGUUAUGCGAAAAUGUGAUGUCUGUGUGCAAUACUGCAGCUGUUCUCGUACAAGUGACCAACUGGAAUCUCAGCCCGGACUGCGAGAGCAACUCGCUUUGUGCCUACUUCAAAGAAGGCGAAUCUUGGAAAGAAACGCGACUUGAUUCGACUUGUUUCGGCCUUGUGGUAAUCCGUGGAGUUGAAGCAGUCAUGGCGAAAAACGCGCCGGUCGGAAUUUUGGCAUUAUUUCUUACUCCACUAUUUGCAAGCGAUACAAAGCGCGGUUUUUAG
Molecule: messenger RNA, 4032 nt
Organism: Cylicocyclus nassatus
Lineage: Eukaryota; Metazoa; Nematoda; Chromadorea; Rhabditida; Strongylidae
Source: the annotation of a GenBank genome assembly